This is a messenger RNA of Lactuca saligna, 375 nucleotides long. The record is from the annotation of a GenBank genome assembly. Lineage: Eukaryota; Viridiplantae; Streptophyta; Magnoliopsida; Asterales; Asteraceae.
AUGAAUAUUGAUCAUUCAAAUAGCAGUAAUUCUUGUUAUAGUUUUGAUUUUGAGCUCUACAAUACUGAAAGUUUUAAGCUUGUUCCUUAUGAUAAGUUGAUACAUAAGAAGCCUUUCAAAGGAUUGUUGUUUGAUUCAUUGGACAUUGGUCUUGACUUUUACAAGACUUAUAGUCAAGAAUGUGGUUUUGAUGUGACUAUGUCAAGUCAAAAAAGAUACAAUGAUGGCAUAAUUCGUAUUAGAUAUUCGACAUGUAGAGGAUCUAGUUUCACGGAUGUUAAUGUGAAAUUUUCAGAUGUUAAUAGAAGGAGAACUUCUUUAAGAAGAAUGGAUGCCAUGCUGUUUCAAAGUUCAAAAAUCUCCGAUGUUCUUUAA